AUCCAUCUCUACCAGUGGGAGACAAGCUGGUGUGCUGCCUGUUUUUCCCUCCUAAACUGCUGAUAGGUCAUCUUUGGCAGUCUUGCGCCGCAGCCCCAGGAGAAAUUCUGCCUUAUUCUGUUUUGUGAGUUGCUGCAGGAGGAAAACACGCCGGAGCUGGAAAAAGUGACCAGAGUCACUCAGACGCUUCCCACAAAUAUGCAUCUCCUGCCAGGACUCCGGCACAGCUGCCGGCUCUCCUACAAACCCUGAAAGACAUAGAGGCGGAUGAAGAUGGUAGAAACUUUACUGUUUCGGUAAAUGUUACCAUUGUCUGGACAGUAUUUGUUAUUCUUUUGUUGGAUCUGAGUCGCUUUGGUGUCUGGUCAUCAUGAUGAAGCGCACUAAACCAGUCAUAGAUGAGAUUAUGCAACAGGAGAUAAGGCCUCUGCUAGCUGUGGACAUCAUUGAACAGCUCCACAGGCAGUUUGCCAUGCUGUCAGGUGGACGAGGGAAGGACGGAGCGCCGAUCAUUACUUUCCCUGAAUUUUCUGCCUUUAAUGAUCUUUCUGAUGAAGACUUCAUUAAUGUAGUCACAUAUCUGACCAGCAUACCGAGUCUGGACGCAGCAAGCAUUGGCUUCAUCAUCAUCAUAGACCGCCGGAGGGACAAAUGGGCUUCGGUGAAAGCCUCGCUGGCACGGAUAGCGGGGGCAUUUCCAGGCAACCUGCAGCUAGUCCUAGUCCUGAGACCCUCACGGUUCCUGCAGAGGACCAUCGCUGACAUUGGCAUCCGGUUACACCGUGAUGACUUUAAAAUGAAGGUACCGAUAGUCAUGUUAAAUUCCCUGUCGGACCUACACGGAUAUGUGGACAAAGGCCAGCUGACCUGUGAGUUAGGUGGAAGCCUGCAUUACUGCCACAGUCAGUGGAUCCACCAUCGCACAGCCAUCGAAAACUUCGCUGUGACGGUGAAAACCACAGCCCAGAUGCUUCAGAGAUUUGGAACAGACUUGGCAGAAACUGAGCUUCCGAAUGACGUGCAAUGUACCAAAGAUCUCCUGACAGCUCACACAGACAAACACAACAAGCUUCAGGAUGAACUGAAGUUGGCCAUGAAACAAGGAACCACACUGCUGUCGUGUAUCAAAGAUCAGGCUAGUAAAAAUGAAAACCACAAGCUAAAUCCUGAUGAAAUGGAGAAUCUCACCACAGUGGAAAGGUUGUUAGCUCAGCUGGAUGAGACUGAAAAUGCAUUCGAACAGUUCUGGUCUAAACAUCACUUGAAGUUAGAGCAGUGUUUGCAGUUACGACAUUUUGAGCAAGACUUUAGAGAGGUGAAACUGUCUCUGGACAGCUUGAUGGAGACUUUGCUGACACUUUCAGACACAGGAGACGGGGCUGGUCGCAUUGAGCAGCUGCUAACUGAACUGAGUAGCCUGCAGGACAGAGCUCAGGAAUCUUUGGAGAAGGCACAGCUACAUGCUCUGCAUGGUGAUCAGUUAAUCCAGAGCAACCACUAUGCGGUGGACUCCAUCCGGCCCAAGUGCGUGGAGCUGCGGCGCAUUUGUGACGACUUCAGCAACGAAGCCAAAAAAAAAUAUGACGUCCUGUCCAAAUCACUGGAGAUCCAUACAUGGAUAGAAAAGGUGAAACACUGGUGUGAGAAUGGCGUGUACCUGCUGGCCUCUCAGGCUGUAGAUAAGUGCCAGUCUCAGGAGGGGGCAGAAGCGGCCCUGCGGGACAUUGAGAGGUACAUGGAGACGGCUAAGGAGCAGCAGCUCGGCCAGUUGAAAGACCUCUACAACCAACAUGAGAUGUCUCUCUCAGACCUCAUGAAGAUCAAUGUACAGAAUGCACUGAAAAGGCUGGAAGAAGUUCAGGAGAUGUAUGAAAAGAGACACAUCAGUCUAAAGAAGCUGUCUGCCAAGCAAACCAGACCUGUGCAGCCUGUAGCGCCUCGUCCUGAAUCAUCACCUAAGCGCCCUUCACCUAAAAGCACUCGACCACCGGGUUCUGCCCCAAACCGUAGAGGUCCAGAGAAUAGUUCCACCAAGCAGAACUCUGAAACUGAGCUAGCAAGGAGGAAAAACAUUCGCAAGACUAAAGGUGGCAUCAAGAUUGAAGUUAUGCAUGAGGAGAGCCAGGGAGGUUCGAGCCACGUUCUGGUGAGCAGCGAGACAGAGGAGAGCCUGUCCAGCAGGCGACGACACAUCAUGAAUGAGCUGAUUGAGACGGAGAGACUCUAUGUGGAGGAGCUCCAAAGUAUAAUUGAGGGCUAUGCUGCAGCACUGGAUAAUUCAGAAAUGACGCAUCUAAUACCACCUGUGUUGGAAAACAAGAAGGAUGUGCUCUUUGGCAAUCUCGCCGACAUCUACGACUUUCAUAACAGGACAUUUCUCAAAGAGCUGGAAAAUUGUGUGGAGAAGCCAGAGUUAGUGGGAACAUGCUUCUUGAAACGAAAAGAAGAGUUGCAGAUCUAUGAGAAAUACUGCCAAAAUAAACCUCGGUCUGAGGCUCUCUGGAGGCAGUGUGGGGACAGUCUGUUCUUUCAGGAAUGCCAAAAACGGUUGGACCACAAACUCUCGUUAGAUGCGUACCUGCUGAAACCUGUUCAGAGAAUCACCAAGUACCAGUUACUGCUGAAGGAGAUGCUGAAAUGCAGCAAGAACUCCGAGGGUACAGCGGAACUAGAGGAAGCUCUGGCCACCAUGUUGGAUAUUAUAAAAUCUGUCAAUGAUUCAAUGCACCAAAUUGCCAUCACUGGCUUCGAGGGUAAUUUGAAUGAUCUGGGUAAACUGCUAAUGCAAGGCUCUUUCAACGUGUGGACAGACCAUAAAAAAGGUCACAAUAAAGUGAAGGACUUGGCUCGCUUUAAGCCCAUGCAGAGACAUCUCUUCUUGUACAAUAAGAUGAUCCUGUUCUGCAAGAAGCGUGAGGAGAACUCGGAUGGCCAUGAGAAAUCACCGUCCUACAGUUUCAAACAUUCUCUGAAGAUGAGUGCUGUAGGAAUCACAGAGAAUGUGAAAGGAGACGCCAAGAAAUUUGAAAUCUGGUACAAUGGAAGAGAGGAAGUCUACAUCAUUCAGGCCUCCUCCAUGGACGUGAAGAACACGUGGGUGUCCGAGAUCAGGAAAGUACUGACAGGCCAACUGGAGGCGUGCAAAGAGGCGAGUCAGCUGCAUCAAAGAAUCACCGAAAACAUUUACCAUGCUCCCAUGAGAACCGUCCGCAAAGUAGCCCUGAGGCAGUCCGACUCCUCCAGCCCUGAGACAGGCUACAAGCGCAGUGACAGCGGCCCUAACAUGAGGCAGAAACGAGCUGGUGCAAUGUCCAACAUUAGCUCAGACCCAUCCUCAGCUCUGGCUAGAAAGCGCUUCACCUUACAUGGCCUCUCCAAUCGCAGGUCCCUUCCAGCAGAGCCGACGCCUAAGGAGGCUGAAGUCCCUCGCCGCUUCUCUUUAGCUUCCUCCCUCAGCGCUUCCUCUACAACACGCACAAAAGGUCCUCUUUCUGCCACGGUUAAAAGCAAGCGUCAUCAGAUUAAGAGCGACCCCACGCCGCUGGGUUAUGAAGAUACUUUGCGAGACGCUCUUCCUGCUGACAGGAAAACUAAAGGUACAACAGGUAGCAAGCCCACUGUGCCUAGGUCCACCUCUCAACCAGGCUGGACCCAGCGCCGUUUACCCUCGAUGGACCCUGAAGACUUUGAGACCAUCCCAUCCAGUGCUGAAGAGCUCUCCAAUUCCUCAGACGGAGAGGAGGACGGCAGCAACAAAAACGGGGAACACAAGCGCUUCCAGGUGCAGCUAACGUACGAGUCACGAGCGCCGCAGGAGAUGUCGCUGGAGCCUGGAGAUUUAGUACAGUUCCUAGAAGAGGUUGAGAAUGGCCACUGGCUAGUCAAGAACCUAAAUACUCUGAAGACAGGGCUGGUUCCACCCUGUAUCCUGCAGUCUACAGCAGGAAGAGUGGACAUUUACAAUAACACUGACAUCUUCAGUGACCUGUGUACGGCGGCCCUCACAGACACAGAGGAAACAGAGGAGAGCGCUGGACUGUUAGCAGUCCAGGAGAACAGAUUUGCAUGUUGAACAUGUCUUUUUUUUAUAAACUCUUCUGGUUAUAGUGCCAUACGUCCAUGAACCAUGCAGGAGAACUCCCUGCUAAACCUUUGCGUUACUGUAAAGUGAAGACAAUCUGUUGCUGCUAUUCCCAUGUGUGCCAUGUUGAAGAAAGCACUGGAGCUUGGAUUUUUUAUUUGUUGACCUUUGGACUUUAAACGUUGCUGAUGCAAAGCAUGGAAUGAGGUCAGUCAGCCGUCACAGGCAGCUGUGAUCCAGCUGUUCUUGAGCAGCUGAUGAACACUUGACAUUUUUCUAAAAGGAGAACUGGAAUCCAGUGUGUUUGGAAGCAGUGUUUCAAGCGAUGUCGGAUCACACACUGCUCGUUUUAAGAAACUGGCUCCAUCAUGUCGGGACGCUGAGCGAGAGAGACAAAGACUCCUAAAUUGUCCUGUCCUGCUGAAAUUACCACUCUGAAUUCUCUUAUAGCUUGGAUGACUUUUUGUUUAUCGAGGACGUUCAGAUGGAAUGGAAGUCAUCUCAGCCAAAUUACCUUUUUUUUUUGAUCUGUUGGUCAAAAAUGCAGCAAUUUAGAGUAGAAAUAACAAAUCUAUUAUGUGUAUGUGUAUUAUAGAGUUUUUUGAACUCUUUUGUAUUUUGCCGUCUUAUUUGUUCUGUAAUUGCUCUUUAAAUAUUCAUUUCCGGGUCCACGGAUGUCUCUCCAGGGGACGGUUAGACUCAGAGCAAUUUUAUCAGUCGUUUGAUAUUUUAUUGUAGCACAAAGGUUCCAACUGUACUGUAAGAACAAAUAGUAUUGAUAUAUAUAUGAACUUAAUACUUUUUAUUAUUAUUAUUAUUAUUAUUAUUAUUAUUAUUAUUAUUAUUAUUCAGACAAAUUUAGUUUCUUGUCAAGACAUCAAAUCAGUCCACAGUGUAGCUAAUGUGGCCUUGCUUCAAGCAGCAGAACAUUUCGGAGAACACGACGAUGGCUUGCUGCUGAAAGUGAGAUGGUCUCACAGCAAAGAAAUUCUUAUAAUAAGAAAGAUUGUUCCAUGGUGACAUGCCCGUUGAAUGUAAAACAAAAUCUAUUAAAUCAUGUCUUAUUGAUUUUUUUUAAAAAGUGGAGGCUUUAAACAUUUUCCAAGACUGGUCACACGGCUGUAUAUAUCCUAAUCCCGUUUAGAUGGUGGUGAUGAUGAUGAUGAUGAUGAUGAUGAUGAUGAUGAUGAUGAUGAUGAUGAUGAUUCUAAGCACAAAAAUUCAAUGUAGGAAUGACGAGUUUAUUGAUGAUGUUUAUAAUACACUGUUAUUUAUUAAGAGAAGCUGAUGCUUUUAACCGGUCAGUGUAUUACAGUCAACAUUUUCAAACAUACCAUUAAAUACGUACAAAAUAAAUACUGCAGUUAUGACAUUUCCUUUUUAUUAAUUAUGAAGGGAAUCUUUGUCCCUGACCUUCUUGACCAGCUUAACCCUUAUAUUCUGCUCAGGUUAAAAUAACCCAUGUCACUUUUCCUUUUUUCUUUUUCUUCUUCUUCUUCUUUUACUAAAAAUGCAGCAGCUACAAUAAUAAAGUUCUUAGGCUUCGCAAAAGAUAAUCAUAUUUAGAAAGAAAGAAAGAAAGAAAGAAAGAAAGAAAG
This is a messenger RNA of Hemibagrus wyckioides, 5679 nucleotides long. RefSeq names its product MCF.2 cell line derived transforming sequence-like 2 (gene mcf2l2). NCBI's taxonomy places the organism in Eukaryota, Metazoa, Chordata, Actinopteri, Siluriformes, Bagridae. Gene Ontology annotation, biological process: intracellular signal transduction. The record is from RefSeq and is a predicted model, not a curated record. Bases 371 to 4072 code for a protein of 1233 amino acids. The transcript has 34 exons. Gene Ontology annotation, cellular component: cytoplasm. Gene Ontology annotation, molecular function: protein binding; guanyl-nucleotide exchange factor activity.